This is a messenger RNA of Acomys russatus (golden spiny mouse), 1271 nucleotides long. It is a transcript of the gene Prkab2, whose product is annotated as protein kinase AMP-activated non-catalytic subunit beta 2. Gene Ontology annotation, molecular function: protein kinase binding. Gene Ontology annotation, biological process: signal transduction. The record is from RefSeq and is a predicted model, not a curated record. Bases 130 to 945 code for a protein of 271 amino acids. The transcript has 8 exons. NCBI's taxonomy places the organism in Eukaryota, Metazoa, Chordata, Mammalia, Rodentia, Muridae. Gene Ontology annotation, cellular component: cytoplasm; nucleus; nucleotide-activated protein kinase complex.
CCUGGUUUGGGGUGUGGCUUCAAUUUCAAUAACUUUAUUGGUCUCCUUGUACGCCGAGCAGCCGGCGUGCGUUCUGCCCCGGAGCCCAUAGCGCAUCGCCGGAGGUUGCCCCCGACUCGAGCUGCAGCCAUGGGAAACACCACCAGCGAGCGGGUGUCCGGGGAGCGCCACGGUGCCAAGGCUGCGCGAGCUGAGGGCGGCGGCCAUGGCCCGGGCAAGGAGCACAAGAUCAUGGUGGGGAGCACCGACGACCCCAGCGUCUUCAGCCUGCCCGACUCCAAGCUCCCGGGGGACAAAGAGUUUAUGCCUUGGCAGCAGGACCUGGAUGACUCUGUGAAACCCUCGCAGCAGGCCCGGCCCACCGUCAUCCGCUGGUCUGAAGGAGGCAAGGAGGUCUUCAUCUCUGGGUCCUUCAACAACUGGAGUACCAAGAUCCCUCUGAUUAAGAGUCAUAACGACUUUGUUGCCAUCCUGGAUCUUCCAGAGGGAGAGCACCAGUACAAGUUCUUUGUAGAUGGACAGUGGGUUCAUGAUCCGUCAGAGCCUGUGGUUACCAGCCAGCUUGGCACAAUUAAUAAUUUGAUUCAUGUCAAGAAAUCCGACUUUGAAGUAUUCGAUGCUUUAAAGUUAGAUUCUAUGGAAAGCUCUGAGACAUCGUGCCGAGACCUGUCCAGCUCACCCCCAGGGCCUUAUGGUCAAGAAAUGUAUGCGUUUCGAUCUGAAGAGAGAUUCAAAUCCCCACCCAUCCUGCCCCCUCACCUGCUCCAAGUUAUCCUUAACAAGGACACUAAUAUUUCAUGUGACCCAGCCUUACUUCCGGAGCCCAAUCAUGUUAUGCUAAACCAUCUCUAUGCACUGUCCAUCAAGGACAGUGUGAUGGUCCUUAGUGCAACCCACCGCUACAAGAAGAAGUACGUCACCACGCUGCUCUAUAAGCCCAUCUGAAGAUGACGUCACUCCUGCCUCCAAGAAUUCUGGAGGAGCGUUUCCCUCGCCUUUGGACUAAGCCGGUCUCCCCUGAGCCUGGCGGGCUGAUGUGUUUUGAGGCUGGUGUGUGUGUGUCAGAGCCUCGUGAGUAGGGUGCUCUGCUUUGCGUUUGACUGCAGGUGAGAGCUUUAUGAGUUCAUGGAGUUUAUUUUAAGAAAACACAAAACCAUAUAUAUGCAUAUGAGAGGAAGGUUCCUGGAAGCCUCCUGGCCCAGCUGUGUACGCUCUCUCUCUGCCUGUGGGUAGUCACCAGGGCCUGAAUGGGAAGCUGCGGCUGUGAUAAC